Molecule: messenger RNA, 1373 nt
Organism: Haliotis rufescens (red abalone)
Lineage: Eukaryota; Metazoa; Mollusca; Gastropoda; Lepetellida; Haliotidae
Exons: 2
Coding region: 436-1302 (288 amino acids)
Source: RefSeq, a predicted model, not a curated record
AUACCCCAGUAUUAAAAAGCUAGACGCUGGAUUGGUCCUUCCACCUUGUGCCUAUUGAUACAACAACCCAACUGACUGAUGGUUGCUAAGCCUUUUUCUCUUUUUCUGUUUAUUGGUGAUAGGGGGAGAAGCUGGUGUAAACACUGGGGUGAUGGUGGAACAGGGCUCAGUAGACUUGUGUCAAGAAGGGUGGUAGCGAGGUGGGUUACCGUGUCCAUGUCCGUGGUUUGGCUGUUGGUGGCUUGGCUGAGUUGUUGAUCGGUGUGUAGGCGGACGCUGGAGUUGGCUUGGUCCUGGGUUUGAGGUGGCCGAUGCGGUUUAGUUUUGCGCAUUGCGAGUCCUGGAUCUUUUAGGUUGGUUAGAAUCAAACACAAUAGUGAUUAAACUUUCUUCCUGCCUGUAGAUCUGCGUUGAGGGAAUAGUUGGCGACCCGAUAUGCCAGUAAUGGGAGGAGAACUCCAACUAAGUCCCUUGAAUCAAGAAGCAGAAAGUACACUUGAGAGCAUUGCAGACGACCUGAACAAGCUACAUCACUACAACAAUGUCUGCGACAUCAUCUUCAGGGCACUUAGCUUAUUUGGAUGUAUUUUUGUCAUCGUAGCGUUUGGAUUGCUAUUCCAUGAAGAGUAUUUCAAGAACUCUGAUCCUUUAGCAGCUGUGGGUGCAGCUAUAUCCAUCGUGGCAAAUAUUGGCUUAUUAGUCAACGGCCGGAAGCUGAGGUACGACAAUAGAAGGUGUAUCAAGAAAGACCUUCUGCCAAAGUUUCCUGGGCCUGUCAGCGAGCGUGUUCUUCAGGGUAUCACUGACAUAUCAUUGCAACCAGAAGAUUCAGCAAUAUCACGUUUGCCUGAGUGGUGCAGACGUGUCUGUCGUAAAUGCGGAUGUUGUUGUCGAGAACAUUGUCUCCCGGAUGACCCACUGGAGCCCAUGUGUACUAUCGACCCAAGUAAAUGUCUGUGCUGCAAAUGUUCGUGUCCACGUGCAAAGUGCCCGAACUUUUGUGAAUAUAUGUGUUCCUGUUUCACCUUCCUUCUAACGUUUGAACUCUUUGAGAGUAUCUACUACAUCGUGUCAUCAGGUUGGGUGCUAUGCAGCAACGUCCAUGCCAUCAUUGAUCGUUUUCACCAUAAGCACGGCCAAAUGAUCUUCAACGAGCUGAGUGUGUGGAGCCGAGCCUCAGAAGGUUUUGAUGUGGCAAUUGCCAUCUUCACUCUUCUAUUAACUUUGGUUAAAUGUAAAAAGCGCACAGAGGAACGUCCAGUUAUAGAGAUAAGAAAACUUGUUCCAAAUGUAAACAAAUAAAUUGCAUAUAUUUGAAUACCAAUAAUUAGUAUGCUUCAUGACAUUUCUCCAAUCAAUUAAAGUUGUAAAUC